Rhizoctonia solani is the source of this 1872-nucleotide messenger RNA. RefSeq names its product ribosomal protein S11. NCBI's taxonomy places the organism in Eukaryota, Fungi, Basidiomycota, Agaricomycetes, Cantharellales, Ceratobasidiaceae. Gene Ontology annotation, cellular component: ribosome; cytosolic small ribosomal subunit. Gene Ontology annotation, molecular function: mRNA 5'-UTR binding; structural constituent of ribosome; small ribosomal subunit rRNA binding. The transcript has 8 exons. The coding region runs from base 1 to 1872 and encodes 623 amino acids. Gene Ontology annotation, biological process: maturation of SSU-rRNA from tricistronic rRNA transcript (SSU-rRNA, 5.8S rRNA, LSU-rRNA); ribosomal small subunit assembly; translation. The record is from RefSeq and is a predicted model, not a curated record.
AUGUCAACGAAUUCGCGAACCGCACCACUUGGGUCCUGCCCUGUGUCUGUCUCCAGUCGUUUCAAUCUCGAUUCUUGGGAUAUGCAUGAUGCAGACGUACUCUUCUUAACCCCGGAUCAGGUGUUUUUCUACGCCCAUCAGUCAACUAUCCUCUCGCAUUCUACUAAUAGCUUUGGUGGUUUGUUGGCCGAUAGUGCUUCGUACAGUACAGCUGAGGAGGUCGAUACUAACCAACCUAUGAGUGAAUCACAUUUCAGCUCUGAGCCUAGACUUGUGGUGGUGAAUAUACCCUCAGACAUAUUCAACGUGGUGCUCCUAGCUCUCUACCGUUUCCCUAUCCAUGAAUAUUCCCCCUCGAUCCAUACCCUUCGUGAGACAAUCCCUACUCUAGUGAAUCUCGGUUGUGAUCCCAGCGCAAUUGCAUCCCCUCGUUCAGAACUGUAUGGUCUGCUCCUCAAGUCCGCGGCCGUAGAUUCAUUAUCCAUGUACGCCGUAGCAGCGCAGUGUUACUUCGAGGCGUUGGCUGUGUCUGUCAGCGCAUUGACUCUUCGAAUAUCACUCGACCAAAUCACGGACGAUCUUGCGUUGCAGAUGGGCCCUAUUUACUUGAGGCGCUUGUUUUUCCUUCAUCUUGGUCGUGCAGAUGCUUUGAGAAGGAUUAUUCUCCCUCUGCCAAACCUUCACCCACCGGAAGAGAGUACUCGGUGUAGUAUCGAUGCCCAAAAAGGCAUCCUGCGCGCGUGGACUCUCGCAUCGGCUUACAUGAUUGCUCAAAAUCAUCCAGGCGACAUUCAAGACAUGGUAUCACUAUUGGGGCAUACUCUCGACGAAGGCAAGGACCUCGGAAUUUUGCUAAAUAUUGGGUCCUAUCUAAGUUAUAUUUUUAGACGGUUCGCUGCCCGUGUCCAACGAGCGCUUGACGCUGGCCGACUUGACCCAGCACUCGUCGAAGAGAUCCGCAAUUUACCGUCUGGCGCUCUCUAUUUUACACCUUCUAGCAGGAAGAAACUUAGAAUACGGCCGGUAAUGUACGAGGUCUACCUAGGGGAUCCAGAGAGCAAGGGCCCCAGUUUCAGUGGGAAUGAGAAAGCUAAAGGGACGAUUGAUUGGACAAAGAUAACCCCUAUUGCCGCGUCUAAACUUAUCCCAAAGGCCGAGGAUCAAGUGAAAAGGUCGACCAUGCCUCCAACUGAGCCGGGAUCAGCUCCAAGGAGAUCCCGGUUGAAUUUCAUGAGCUCUGUCUCAUCGCCCACGCGGUCAGAGGCGACAGCCCAACCAGUAACAAACCCAGACCCAUCUCCUCCUACGAUUCAAGCUCCCUCGGCCCCACCCCCAGGCUCCCUCGCGCUAAGCGUCUUUAUCGCCAUGCCAUCCCCCUCUUGCCGUCUUAGUCGUGCCAAGCUCGACGGUGAGGAGGUUGUGCCUGACCCACCAAAGAAGGGAAAGGCGCCUAAGGAGGAGGCUGUUGCCUCUUUGGGUCCCCAAGUCGCUGAGGGCGAGCUCGUUUUCGGUGUUGCACACAUCUACGCCAGCUUCAACGACACUUUUGUCCAUGUUACCGAUCUCUCUGGAAAGGAAACUGUCACUCGUGGUAUGAAGGUCAAGGCCGACCGUGACGAGUCCUCUCCUUACGCGGCCAUGUUGGCUGCCCAGGAUGUUGCCACUCGCUGCAAGGAAGUCGGCAUCACCGCCCUUCACAUCAAACUUAGGGCUACUGGUGGAACUGGAACCAAGACUCCUGGGCCCGGUGCUCAGUCCGCUCUCCGUGCCCUUGCUCGUUCGGGUAUGCGCAUUGGUCGUAUCGAGGAUGUGACUCCGGUCCCCACCGACUCUACUCGUCGCAAGGGUGGUCGCCGUGGUCGUCGUCUCUAG